Closterium sp. NIES-67 is the source of this 1514-nucleotide messenger RNA. The record is from the annotation of a GenBank genome assembly. Lineage: Eukaryota; Viridiplantae; Streptophyta; Zygnematophyceae; Desmidiales; Closteriaceae.
CAAUCUCUCUUUUUCGCUCCCUCCACUCUCAUCCCCUCGCGUUUUCUGUCACGCCACGCGACUUCGCCCGCACAUCACGAGCAACCCAACGAGAUGACGAAGAGGACGAAGAAGGCGGGGAUCGUGGGCAAGUACGGCACGCGGUACGGCGCGUCGCUGCGCAAGCAGGUGAAGAAGAUGGAGGUCAGCCAGCACGCCAAGUACUUCUGCGAGUUCUGCGGCAAGUUCUCUGUGAAGCGGCAGGUGGUGGGCAUCUGGCACUGCAAGCACUGCAACAAGACCAAGGCCGGCGGGGCCUAUGUGCUCAACACGGCAGCAGCAGUCACGGUGCGCAGUACCAUUCGCCGGCUUCGGGAGCAGGUCGAGAUCUAAGUGUGAUCUAAGGGACUCGUGUGCACGUGUGAUGUGAAUGUGGUGCGACAUGCCGGUGCAAUGUUGGGGUAGAUGCUAGGCGAUGAUGGAAGGAUGAAAGCAGCCUCUUGGCUUUGUGUCAUGGAAGGAACGUACUUACUGUGUUCAAUGGCUCAUUGGUCUGGUUUGCUCUAAUGCGUACAGUAGUGUACCCCUGGGCGGAGGGUACUGGUGAGCGUUUACUUAUAUGGAGCUUUGCACAGUCAGUAGCUGAUGUUGUAACGGAUUUGGUGAACAUUGUCCCUGCACAUGCUCCACUAACGGGGCAGUCUAAAUCUACCGAAAAGCAGUCACGUUCCACUACACGCCCCCUCCCCGCCCUCGUAGUCUGGCGCCUAAACCCUAGACCGGCGCGCGAUUGCUCUGUGAUGUUGCUUUCCGCCAAAAAUUCGCAGAAUCCCACUAAUUAUCGCAGGAUAAUCUAGCUAUGAGGCGCCUCGAGAAGAAUCCGCAGAAUUUCGUAGAAUUGCGCAGAAUUGCGCGCGCAGAAUGAUGAUGAUGAUGAUGAUGAUGAUGUCGCACAGAAUUCCGACUCCUUGCUCCCUACUAAUAAUACCGCUGCACUGGAGAGAAAAGUGCUAUUUCCUUACACCCUCUCGUUUCGGUUUCCGCAUCCCCAGCCGUCCCCUUUGCUCUAUUCCGCACGCUUCCCCUUCUCUUCCCGUUCCCCACGUCCUCUCCUUGCGCCUUCUCAUCCCCUUCCCCCCCCGCCCAUCCCCCUCCCCCCCCCCCCCCCCUCUUGUCCUCCGCGGCGCCUCGCACCAGCAUCUACCUCCGAGCCCUACGCACCAUCCUCGAUAUCAGCACCACCAUCAGCAGCAGCAGCAGCAGCAGCAUCAGCAGUGGCGGCGCCAUCUCGCGCCUCCCGUGUCUCCACUCUCCUGCAGUGGCUGCAGGAGAACGGUGGCCAUGCAGAGCGGCCUGCACCAGCAUCCAUUCACCCCCAUCCCAUCUUCCCCGCUCCCCUGUAUCUCCACCGCUCCAAUCUUCCCCGCUCUUCCACGGCUCAUCCGGUCUUAUCCUUCUCACCCUCCAAGAGCCAUCACCACAACUCCCGCCCUCUCAGUCGUCUGCACCUGCCGCCCGACACCCCCAACCCCGCC